Molecule: messenger RNA, 886 nt
Organism: Fonticula alba
Lineage: Eukaryota; Rotosphaerida; Fonticulaceae
Exons: 3
Coding region: 42-824 (260 amino acids)
Source: RefSeq, a predicted model, not a curated record
CGCCCCCCGUCGCCCCGUCUCCCCGCCCCCACAUACGCGACAUGUCCCCAGCCUCCCCGGCCGUGCCGCGCCUCGUCGCCUUGGCUAUUUUCAACUCUUCCAAUAUCCCCCUCUUCUAUGCGGCCUUUCCCCAAGGGGGUGCGCGUGUCGGAUCUCCAGCCCCGGCUGCCGGACAGAUUCUCCUCGGUGACUCGGAGGUUUCUCUCGAGUACCAGUACAUCUUCCACGCCUGCCUAGAUAGCAUCCUCGAGCGCGCCAUGAUCUCGGACAGGCCUUUCCUCGGUCUGCUGGCUUCCUUUCCGUCCGGGAAAUCGCUUCUGUCGGUCUCCGACUUCGGUGGCUCCGGCGCGCCGCCGGCACCGGAGAGCCCGAGCGUCGGCCUUCCCGCCGAGAUCCACGCAUAUGGCUUCCUCUCGGCCACCCGGACGCAAGUGGUGGCUCUGGUCCAGGCACCGGCCUCCUCGAGCCUGGGGGCCAGCUCCAUCGGUGGUGCCUUCCGCCUGCGCGCCAGCACCAAUACCCCGUCGGGAACGGUCCCAGGCGCGCCCGGGGCUCCCGGCUCCGGCAAUGUCGCCGCCCCUCCGGCUGCCACGGCGGCCAUCCAGCUGGACGAUGAAUCCAUGGCGCGCAUCAUGGCCGGUGUCUACUCGGCCUUCAUCGCCGUGGCCAACACCCACAUCCCCAAUGACCUGACCGGCUAUCUGCAGUCCUUGUCGCAGGGCCAGAUGCAUGCCUUUGACGAUCAGCCGCCCGGAUCGCUGGAGGGAAACCAGAAGUUUGUGGCCCACGUCCGCCGCGUGGUGCAGCCCUUCAUCAUUACCUGACAGGGCCGCCGGCGUCUGUGCUCAACCCCGCACACAAGCGCCCGCCCGCCCGCCCGCCCGCC